This is a messenger RNA of Babesia bigemina, 1671 nucleotides long. RefSeq lists its product as hypothetical. Bases 1 to 1671 code for a protein of 556 amino acids. NCBI's taxonomy places the organism in Eukaryota, Apicomplexa, Aconoidasida, Piroplasmida, Babesiidae. The record is from RefSeq and is a predicted model, not a curated record. The transcript has a single exon.
AUGCACGUCACGCCUGGCAUUGUAAAUCACCCGGAGGGUGGCAGUAACUUCCCCAUGAGCACGAGAGCUGGAUAUCCUCAUCAGCCGGGUAUGCCUGGAUAUGCGUUGCCUGGCCUGAUGUAUGAGCGCGGAGACGAACAGCAUAACAUGCAUGCGGGUUACAACUCGGAAACGGUAACUGAUGCGUUUUACGACGGAAUUGUGAACCCCAUGUACAAUUUCGAAUCCACCUACCUGAUGCGGGAGAAUAUAGCCAGCGUUCCGGAAAACAACAGUCACAUGGUGAACAGCGGUACCAAAGAGUAUCCAGAAGGUGUAAAACUAUACACGGGGAAUGCAACACCAGAGAGUAGGUUCGCAUAUAACAACAGGGAUGUGGGAUACUAUCCCGGAUGGUAUGGCAACGGGUAUCAAUAUAUGGGCGGGUACGGUCAUUCCCUACCGCCCGCUGUAAACUACGGCGUCGCUCACGAUUCGAAACAUAUAGCGCAGCCCCAGGUUGAUAUCGCCUCUGUCAGCACGGAUUGCGAUAUGAGCGCCACGCGACUACAGUACAGUUCAGGUAACCGCGAAAUGGGUCAGCAUUCAACGUACGCGUCUGACAGCACGCAAUCGGCAGAGCAAUCAGUGGUCAGUGAAACUUCGCCCAUGUUACAAGCUACGUCAACCCCAUCGACGCCACCCAAAAGGGAUUCAAAUCUUAUGCACAAUGAGGAAUUGAACGUUACGCACGAACUGGCACCUGGGCCGUUGGUAUACAGGAAUGGGUACAGCGGGGCGUAUUACAAUGACCACGCGUCACGGCAAAUUCCAGACGACAUCGGUGACCGCGCCUACAUGGAAAAUGGACUGCAUGGGGACGAAAAGCACAUGAACAGGGGGCGCAACGGAUGGAGCGAUAUAACGUACCCAAAUUAUGCGACGAUGUCGGGAGUUAACGCCGUGAAAGAUCCUGGGAACCAUCGCCACGCCGUCUUGCCGCGGUUCUACAAUGUCGCGCAGGCACAGUAUGCCACGCCCGUCGUAUAUCAUACCAAUGGGUGGACUCAGAAGGGUUACGUCGGGGACACUGUUUCACCGAAUCGGUACGCAGCCGUACCGGAGGUUUCCGGCUACUACGACCAAAGUAGCGACAUUGGGGCCAUGAAAGCAGAGGAUUACAUCACUGGUAGCAUGACAGAUAUGAACGGAAAUCAGAUGGAACAGACCAGUGCCCCACGCAUUAUGUCCCAAAUGUCAGGGGUAUACGACUACUGCUACGAUCGCGCACAAUCGUCUAAUGACUUUUAUAACCAGGUGAAUGGUGGCAACUCGGACACGCAGCAGCGCUCAACGAGCAUGGAUUACGGCGAGGAGCCGCUCGAGAGCUCGUCCAAGAGCACCGACGGCAUCAAGCAGGAAAUCAACAUCGAGAGCCAAAAGAUUCUGAAUCGAUCUAACAUCGACUUCCUGCGCAUGAGCGACUCGCUCUGGCAGAGUCUGCGAAGCACGGGGAUGUUCAAGCUGGGCAACAAGGGGCGAGCGAUACUCAAGUCGAAGAUCUCGAAGCAGCUGAAAAUGAACCCGCAGCUGCGUAUGCGAGCGCUGUGCAUUUCGGGCGUUAGGCGCGCGACAACUAGGCAGCUAUUCCAGCUGGCACAGAUCUGUGGCAUCAAGUCCCACCUAAAGUGA